Molecule: messenger RNA, 666 nt
Organism: Penaeus indicus
Lineage: Eukaryota; Metazoa; Arthropoda; Malacostraca; Decapoda; Penaeidae
Exons: 4
Coding region: 1-666 (221 amino acids)
Source: RefSeq, a predicted model, not a curated record
AUGGAGACCUUCCUGGGAGAGUUUGAAGAGAGGGUCAAGCGUAUCCUCGAACGACUUCGGAAAAUGCAGAGCGAGAUUGGCUACAUAGUAAGUACUGUCGGGAGGCCAAAGUCAGGACCCUAUCACAACCAAGGUCAUUGGACGGAUGCCAACCAAGGUCGCUCCCGGAAUGGUAUGCAAGACUUCUAUGGAGGUCAUUGUCAUCAAAGACAAGCCAAAAUGAGCCUUACAGUCGCAACAAGAAUAUCAUCACCAACAGCAACAAAGCAAGGCAGUAACAGCUUCUGUAGCAACGACAACGAAAACAACAAUUACAGCAGCAACAUCAUUAGCUACAAUAGUGACUUAAACAGCAGCAACGGUAGCAUCAGCAGCACUAACAACAGUAAAUUCAACAGCAUUACUACCAACAGUAAAUUUAACAGCCUUAAUAUCAACAGUAAAUUCAACAGCAGUAACAACAACAGUAACAGUAAAUCUAACAGCAAAAUCAGCAGCACCAACAGCAAUAACAGCAACUGCAGCAGCGGCGGCACAUCAGCUCGACCGCGACUGGAGGAACCGGGCUAUAAAUCACAUCGCCCGAGUCCGUUAAACCUGACAAGGAGCUGUGAUGGAUGCACCGCGACCCUGGAAGCUAAACGCCUCACAAACCACAAAAACUAA